AUGGGUUUCUUUGACGGCUGGGACGGCGCGUCCGUGAUUUCGUCGUCGUCGAAGCACACCAAGCACCACAAGUCGUCUUCGUCAUCGCACAAGUCGUCGCGAAAGCGCUCAAAGUCGAGAUCCCGCUCGCGCGAUCGCAAGCACCGCAGCUCGGGCAGCGCCUCUGUCAUUGGCAACUUCCUGGCUGGCAGCGGCAGCAGCCACUACAACAAGCACAACUCGUCCAAGGCGAGCUUCUUCAACCUCGGCAACAACAGCAGCAGGAGUCUCUUUGGUGGUCUGGGUAUGUCACUUACUCAUCUUAACGCUCCCCCUCACCCCCGCUCUGACACAACAAGCACAGGCCGCUCCUCGUCCUCAUACUACCGCCGUCAGCCCCGCGCCAACUUUGUCCAGCGCGCGAUCAAGUACCUGAAGAAGCUCCUCCGCGACCUCGUCUACUACGCAAAGCGGCACCCCAUGAAGGUCUUCAUGAUCGUCAUCAUGCCCCUCAUCACCGGCGGCGCCCUGACGGCCCUGCUCGCGACCUUCGGCCUGCGCCUGCCGCCCUCGGUCGAGCGCAUGCUCGGCGUCGCGGCAAAGACCGCCUCGGGCGACGGCAUCGGCCUAGUCGGCGAGGCCGUCCGCAUGGCGAGCAACCUCGGCGGCAGCGGGGGUGGCAGCGCGUUUGUCGAGCACGGCCGCGACGGCGGCCUGCAGUGGGAGCGCAAGGGUUAUAGCAGCACCAGCAGCGACUGGGGUAUCGGCGGGGGUCUGAUGGGCGGCGUCAAGGACUUCUUCCGGUGA
Molecule: messenger RNA, 786 nt
Organism: Microdochium trichocladiopsis
Lineage: Eukaryota; Fungi; Ascomycota; Sordariomycetes; Xylariales; Microdochiaceae
Exons: 1
Coding region: 1-786 (261 amino acids)
Source: RefSeq, a predicted model, not a curated record